ACAAUCAUUUUUAUCCCUUUUUACCGGCUGCUUUUAGGGUCCGUAGUGAAAUACACUCUCAUCAGGGAGUCGUAAUCCACAAUACUAUUAAAUGCAUCUUAUCCCGCUCAGCACUAAAAUCUACCGAGCGCUGGUGAUUUUGCUUUAGUCACAUUUGAUCCAGGUUGAGAAUGACUUCCAAGCGGCUCCUCGAGCAGCCUCGAGCCGGCGACAGCACGCAUGAGGGGGGCGAGCCUGUCACUGGAAAAGCGUCUAAAACCAACACGCUGCAGGAAGGCGCUUCAAGGAAUUUUGAAAUCUCUCCAAAUGGACAUUAUUUUACCUCAACGAGAGAGGGGCACUACAUUCAUAAGAAGUUUGCAUGUGGCAGAGAGGAGGACGAACAGAGCUCAGGUGGGGUCCUUAAACAUGGCUGCCCUGCUCAUCGCCUGAUCCUGAAUGGCACCCACGUGGAGGCUCGGAUCCCAGUGAGAGGGCCAGGGGAGCCAGGAUGUCGCCUGCCAUCUCCCGAGACGCCGCACCCGCACACGUCCUCCAUCAUCCCCGUCCCACAUGACAGGAGGCCUUCUGGUCUUGCUGAUAAAGAAGUGAUGGCCGCCACCGUCCUGACCAUACUGUCCACCAGCCCGUUGGUGCUCAACCCUUCCUCCAGUGCCUCAGGUGCAGAUUUGGCUGGAAAGGGCUGGAAGGAGAGCCUGUCUGCCAGCUACAGCAGCUCUACUAGUGGGAACUGGAGCUGGGACGCCAGCGACCAAUCGGUGCCCUCCACGCCGUCCCCACCCCUCUCUAAUGAUCCCGGCAAGAGCUUCCUGCUUUCCUCCCAGAGUGAUGACAACAUUGAGGAAACCGAGAGUACACACUUCCUGUUCGAGGACCCCAUCCCCCGAAAAAGAAAGAACUCCAUGAAGGUGAUGUUUAAGUGUCUGUGGAAGAACUGUGAAAAAGUCCUCAGCACUUCCUCAGGGAUCCAGCGCCACAUCCGCACCAUCCACCUGGGGCGAAAUGGAGAUUCUGACUACAGCGAUGGCGAGGAGGAUUUCUACUUCUCUGAAAUCGAGGUGAACAUGGACCCUCUUUCGGAGGGCCUGUCCAACCUCACGCCCACCUCUCCUACUACAUCCGGCCCGGCCCCCGUCUUCCCCGUCUUGACUUGUGAUGCGUCUCAAUCUGAGCCCGCCCGCAUGAUCCACACCCCUCUCAGCCAAUCAGCACCGUCGACGCUGUGCCAUAUCCGCACUGACCACGCUUACCAGGCUACAAGCCCUGUCAGCAUUCCCAGCAUGCCCUCUGAUCCGCCUCACAGUGAGGAUAGGAUUAGCGUAUCCUGGCAGUCGCCCCCUGUCAUAUAUAAAGGGCUACCGGGCCCGAUGACUCAAAUCCGCACUGUUAGCAUCGGGGAGAAGAGACAGCCUGUUAACCACACCACUGUCAGCAAAACACACACCAACACCACCUCCACCUCCACUUCCAAACCCACUACUGGAACCAGGAAACCGCGUGGCGAAGCCAAGAAGUGCCGAAAGGUGUACGGCAUGGAGAAGAGGGACCUGUGGUGCACAGCGUGCCGCUGGAAGAAGGCCUGCCAGCGCUUCACUGACUGAGCUUGAUCCUUUACCCCACUUCAAAACGUGCUCUUUUAUUGCGGCUGUUCCACAGACUGAGCGCCGGUGUCCCCUGCACACUCUCAGAGUGAACUUCAUGAGCUGAGAUGGUGGCCUUUUUAAUGUAACUGAUUCCUCCAGGCCACAAGGGGUGCGCUUAUCCUACCGCUUCCAUGGUGGAACACUGAGACUUUCAUUCAGGAAAAAAAAAACCUGAUAAAAAGCAAAAAAAAAAGAGAAAAAGAAUUUAGAAAAAAAA
Molecule: messenger RNA, 1860 nt
Organism: Sinocyclocheilus anshuiensis
Lineage: Eukaryota; Metazoa; Chordata; Actinopteri; Cypriniformes; Cyprinidae
Product: zinc finger protein 704-like
Exons: 9
Coding region: 171-1601 (476 amino acids)
Biological process (GO): regulation of transcription by RNA polymerase II
Cellular component (GO): nucleus
Molecular function (GO): DNA-binding transcription factor activity; RNA polymerase II cis-regulatory region sequence-specific DNA binding
Source: RefSeq, a predicted model, not a curated record